This is a messenger RNA of Brienomyrus brachyistius, 1383 nucleotides long. RefSeq names its product MARVEL domain containing 3 (gene marveld3). The coding region runs from base 178 to 1041 and encodes 287 amino acids. The transcript has 4 exons. NCBI's taxonomy places the organism in Eukaryota, Metazoa, Chordata, Actinopteri, Osteoglossiformes, Mormyridae. The record is from RefSeq and is a predicted model, not a curated record. Gene Ontology annotation, cellular component: membrane.
AGUUUCAUUUUAAAGCAUGCAAUAAGGAAUGCGUGACACACCAAAAGUAGGGCGGAGUUACUGGCCAAUAGGAGAGGAAACAAUCAGGUAUGAAAGAGACUCUCGAACAAAAUCUUCGUAGUGAGACUACAAAUCAAAACCCAAAGUUGAAUACGCAGUGAAAGACACCUUGACAGCAUGCCAGUAGAGCAUUAUGAGAGGGAGGCGUGCCCCCCCUGGGAUGGAGAGAGGGCUCCGGAACGCUGCAGGCAUGGGAGGCACUCGGACUCCGAGCGAAGUACUUACGUCGAUAGGCGGAAAGAUCCGAUUGUCCCUUCUGGCCGAGACAGCUCCUAUCAAACACGUCAAAAUUCGUACAAGAUGGAAAUGGAUCGGUAUGAGACAGAGUCAAGACAAGCUCUUUACAACCUCAGAUACUUUUGUACGUCAAGAGCCAUAUGCCAGGUGAUGGAGUGCUUUCUCAACAUGCUGAUCGUCAUCUGCGCGGGGGUGUCCUAUAACGCGUCCGGGGUCUACAAGGACCUGGCCAGCCUGGGAGGGAUAUACGCAUACUACUACGGAGGCGCCAACGCUUUCACGGGUGCCGACGCUGACCGCAUAAAGCAGCUGGACCAGCAGUUUUACCAGCUCAAGCUGCCCACGAGUGUAAACACCAUGGCGUGCGGAGGUGCCCUGAUGGGCUACGCCUGCAUCAUGCUGGUCCUGGGCAUCUUUCGGAUGCCAUUCCGCUACCCUGUCGUUCUCCUGGUGGAGGCGCUGCUCAACAGUCUCAUCAGCCUGGGCUACAUUCCCGCCGUGGCGUUCUACUUCAUCAAGCUGCAGGAGGUCUACGCUACAGAUGUCUGCAAGCAGAGGGCGCAGAUGUACCAGAGCAAAGGGUAUCAAGGCUUCGAUUGUCAGCUCCAAGGGGCCGAUAUCUGCGGGGGGCUCUUCGGGGCAGUGGGGGUCAUCGCUUUCGCCUUUGGCGCCGUGCUGGCCGUCCGAGCUUUUAUUGCAGUCCGGAAACGUAAGUACACAGCCCCUGACGACCUUCGCAUAUAGCAGUUUAACUAGCGUCCUGCUUGACCAAUCACCUUCCUUCUCACUGUGUAGUAUUCAGCUGAAGGGCUGUGAUCUCAUGUUUGAUUAAGCUAGUUAUUGCAAGUAACAGUUUGCACGCUGUGUCAUGAAUGUGAAGUGAGACUUCAGAUGUCUUAAAUACUUUUCUCUUGAGCAUUAUGGAGCAUUAUUUUAAAAAAUAACCACUCUAAUCGCAAGUUAUUUCAUUAAUUGCAAUGUUUACUGUGUUUUUGUGAAUAUUACGCUGUAUUUAAUUUUGUAUAUCUUAUUUUACUGUGUCAUGAGUGAAAUUUAAUAAAAAAAAAAUAUAUAUAUAGAAAAAGC